Messenger RNA from Pipistrellus nathusii (Nathusius's pipistrelle), 1971 nucleotides. Lineage: Eukaryota; Metazoa; Chordata; Mammalia; Chiroptera; Vespertilionidae. The record is from the annotation of a GenBank genome assembly.
AUGGCGGCGGCGAUCGCGGCCUCAUUUGCCGCCGGUGGUGAGGAGGCGGCGGCCACGACCUUCGUCCCAGGGUCCCCGGGUCUGCCCGGGAGCCGCAGUGCAGAGCGGGCCCUCGAGGAGGCCGUGGCUACCGGGACCCUGAACCUGUCUAACCGGCGCUUGAAGCACUUCCCCCGGGGCGCGGCCCGCAGCUACGACCUGUCAGACAUCACCCAGGCCGACCUGUCCCGGAACCGGUUCCCCGAGGUGCCAGAGGCAGCAUGCCAGCUGGUGUCCCUGGAGGGCCUGAGCCUCUACCACAAUUGCCUGAGAUGCCUGAACCCAGCUUUGGGGAAUCUCACAGCCCUCACCUACCUCAACCUCAGCCGAAACCAGCUGUCAUCGCUGCCGCCCUACAUCUGCCAGCUGCCCCUGCGGGUUCUCAUUGUCAGCAACAACAAACUGGGGGCCCUGCCCCCCGACAUCAGCACCUUGGGAAGCCUUCGGCAGCUUGAUGUGAGCAGCAAUGAGCUGCAGUCCCUCCCCGCCGAGCUGUGCAGCCUCUCUUCCUUGCGGGAUCUCAACGUUCGGAGGAACCAGCUCAGCACCCUGCCUGAGGAGCUGGGGGACCUUCCUCUUGUCCGCCUGGAUUUCUCCUGUAACCGCAUCUCCCGAAUCCCGGUCUCCUUCUGCCGCCUCAGGCACCUGCAGGUCAUUCUGCUGGACAGCAACCCCCUGCAAAGCCCGCCUGCCCAGAUCUGCCUGAAGGGGAAACUUCACAUCUUCAAAUAUUUGUCAACAGAGGCUGGGCGGCGUGGGGGCGCUGCACUGGGGGACCUGGCCCCUUCCCGCCCCCCGAGUUUCAGCCCCUGCCCAGCUGAGGACUUAUUUCCGGGACGUCGGUACGAUGGCGGGCUGGACUCAGGCUUCCACAGUGUGGACAGUGGCAGCAAGAGGUGGUCUGGAAAUGAGUCAACUGAUGACUUCUCGGAGUUGUCGUUCCGGAUAUCGGAGCUGGCCCGGGAGCCUCGGGGGCCUAGGGAGCGGAAGGAGGAUGGCUGCGCUGAUGGAGACCCUGAGCAGAUUGACUUCAUUGACAGCCACGUGCCGGGGGAGGAUGAAGAGCGAGGGGCGGCCAAGGAGCAGCAGCCGCCAGAAGUAAGCCCUGUAGCAGGGGACAGGGAGAGGGCGCCAAGCAGCAGGCGGGAGGAACUGUCUGGAGAGGAACGGCGCCGCCCGGACACUUUGCAGCUGUGGCAGGAGCGUGAGCGGAAGCAGCAGCAGCAGCAGCAGCAGAGUGGAGUGUGGGGUGCCCUCAGGAAGGACAGUUUUCAGAAGCUGGGGGUCAGGGCUCCUGGUGGAGGAGCUACAGCCUUGUCCACUCAGGCCACAUACAACGGCAUGCCCAAGUCCAGUGCCACCCAACUGGGAGCUUCAGGGGGACAGGCAGCUCCUGUCUCAGCCCCCGCCUCUCAGGAGCCUCUUCCUACAAGUGGACCAGUGACAGCACCUGCUCCUCGGCCACUUGGCUCCAUCCAGAGACCAAAUAGCUUCCUCUUCCGUUCUUCCUCUCAGAGCGGCUCAGGUCCUUCCUCACCAGACUCUGUUCUGAGACCUCGGCGACCCCCCCAGCUUCUGGACGAGAAGGAGCUGAUGGCUCAGUUGCGCCAGGUCCUUGAGUCGCGGCUGCAGCGGCCUCUUCCUGAGGACCUGGCAGAAGCUCUGGCCAACGGCGUCAUCCUCUGUCAGCUGGCCAACCAGCUGAGGCCCCGCUCCGUGCCCUUCAUUCAUGUGCCCUCACCUGCUGUGCCAAAACUCAGUACCCUCAAGUCUCGGAAGAAUGUGGAGAGUUUCUUAGAAGCCUGUCGAAAAAUGGGGGUUCCUGAGGAGUCCCUGUGCCAGCCCCACCACAUCUUGGAAGAGGAGGGGGCCCCAGGAAGGGGCCUCCCCUACAUCGCUGCUGUCGUCCAUGCACUGCUGGAGCAGUGUUAG